Ictalurus punctatus (channel catfish) is the source of this 1602-nucleotide messenger RNA. RefSeq names its product cysteine three histidine 1 (gene cth1). NCBI's taxonomy places the organism in Eukaryota, Metazoa, Chordata, Actinopteri, Siluriformes, Ictaluridae. The record is from RefSeq and is a predicted model, not a curated record. The coding region runs from base 263 to 1219 and encodes 318 amino acids. Gene Ontology annotation, molecular function: mRNA binding; metal ion binding. The transcript is spliced from 2 exons.
AUUACAAGCGCUUUAUAAUAACCAUGGCAAGCAGAGGUCAGUACGUGUGACUUGCCUUGUUCAAGGUGCAAGCCUCGUCUUUUAGUUUUUUUCUCCAUUUGGGCCAUAAGCAGUAUUUUCUCCCUCUCGCCCCCUGUUUUUUUUAUUAAUUUAUUUGCUUGUUCGUUGGAAGGUGUCGUCAAGUAGCUGCGCUUUUUAAACGGAAACAAAAGCACGUUGUGGAGACGCUGCUGUGUUUAUUUGGAAAGAUUCCCGACGCACAAUGAUGUUCGAGACCAGCCAAGAUGACCUGCUGCUGUUUCCCUCCGAGGGUAGUGAUGAAGCCUUUUUCCCAGCUGAGAGCUUGGCUAGUGGGGGUCAGUCCCUGGCUGAGGCUUUGCUUCCUCUGGUUGAGUCUCCCUCUCCUCCUCUUAACCCCUGGCUGUGCUCCACCCGCUACAAGACCGAGCUGUGCAGCCGCUAUGCUGAGAGUGGUACCUGCAAGUACGCAGAGCGUUGCCAGUUUGCUCAUGGCCUGCAUGACCUCCACAUGCCCUCUCGCCACCCCAAGUACAAGACGGAGCUGUGCCGCUCCUUCCACACUGCUGGCUACUGCAUGUACGGAAGCCGCUGCCUCUUUGUGCACAGCCUGAAGGAGCAAAGGCCAGUUCGGCACAGAAGGCGCAAUGUACCCUGUCGCACUUACCGUGCCUUUGGUGUUUGCCCCUUUGGCACACGAUGCCACUUCCUGCAUGUUGAGGGUGGUUCAGAGUCGGACUGUGCUGAGGAGAAGACUAGGCAUCCCCCUUCCCGUUCCAGUGAAUGGAAACCCCGUGGUGCCCUCUGCCGUACCUUCAGUGCUUUUGGCUUUUGCCUGUAUGGCACCCGCUGCCGAUUCCAGCAUGGCCUCCCUAAUGCAGUAAAGGGCCUUGAUUCAAGCCAGGCACCCUGGUCACUACAAGUGCCUGGAAGGGCCACCUCUCCUGCCUCAGAAAUGCAAUCUUCCUCUCCACCCUCUUCCUCAGCCUCAUCACCUCAAUCCUUACUGGCCUCACCUGCGUUUCCUGAUGACUCUGGUCCAGUCACACCCCCAUCUGCAGAAGUGGUAGCCAACAACGCUUUCACCUUCAGCAGCCAGCACCUGAACGACCUGCUGCUACCUCUGGCCUUCAGACUCCAACAGCUGGAGCAAGCUUCUAAUCUAGCUGCUGGCAUGCUGGACCAACCACUGCUGCCAUAAUGUUUAUAACGUCACUCCUUUUGUAAAUAACUCCUUAGAUUUUUAAUGAUUGCCACUUUUUUUUGUUUACAAAUUUAUGGCCUUAGUUUGAGAUCUUGCAGUCUCAAUGUUUUGAGGGGAAUUAGAUGGUUUUUAUUGCUACUCUGCUAGUAAAGUUGGUCCCAAUCUGUGGCAAGUCUAAUAUAAUGCAUUAGACCAUUUUGUAAACUAUUUUUAACUGGUUGUGUGUAUGGAGCCUUUGGGACACAGUGUGGAUGUCUUUUUAUUUAUGGAUUUUAAUUUAAAUUGUGGUACUUUAAAUUAUUGUUUCAGGAUUGGCACAGUUUGCAUCCUUCGAUCUUAAUAAAACCACUAACCUUUUGUUAGUGCUGUUCUCAGUGAAA